CACACUAGUAGGCGGGAAAAGUUCGCGCACUAUUACUGCGCAGAUCGUCGGCCAUUUUGUGCGUAGUACCAGACAAUGUAGAAAAUCGACAGUGUUGCCGAUUUGUACAUAAUUAUCAGAUUUACUUAACUUUUAUGACAUUCAUAUUUUUUAACAUAAUUUUAUACGUAUGCCUGUGGGAAUUAUGUCAAUAAUUGGGACAUAACACAAAAUAUUGACGAUGAAUGGCGAUUGUAUUGUUAAUCUUUUGCAUAAAUUCCAGAAAUUAUUCAAAAAUAAUCUCUUACAGGUAAUAAAGUUGGUGACAUCGGCAACACUGAUGAACCAACACAUCACAUCACCACUGGAUGUACUACGCGAAAAAUGGCGACCCUGUACUUUUCAACUUCAAAGGCGGCAUCAGGGAGUGUCCUUGCUGGUUUCGGUUAUUAUGCUGUGGUUUAAGUCUGCCUGCGCCUGCCUCUGCUUAAUAUUUUAUAAAUAAGUGAAUGUGAAACAUAGGUGGCUGUGGUGUAACCAAGUGAAUCAUAAAAUCAUGUUUAAUCAAACUGAAGUAAAACAAGAGGUAGCUGAGACAACUUGCAAAAGAGAAAUAGAAAUAAUAGAUAAUGAAGUUCUACUGGAUACCAACGAGGAUACCUUUAAAACCGAAUUUAAGGAUGAUGCUACCAGGGAAAUUACUAGUACUAAUACAAAUAAUGAUACAUUUGAUGAUUUAGACGUUAAGAAAUGCGAUAUAAAAGCUAAAAUAGAACAAGAUGAUGGUCUCUCCUGUAAAGAUAUGAAAACUGAAGAAAGUAGUCUCUUAACCAAUGAUAGAAGUGACAGUAAUUUGAACGAACACAUAAUUUCCAGUACCAAUGUGAACACCGGAGGACAACGUUUUAUAUGUAUCAUUUGCAAGAAACAAUUUUCAAGUAAUUCUCGUUUAGAAAUGCAUAUGAGGAUACAUACUGGUGAUAAACGAUUUGAAUGUAAAAUUUGUACCAAACGGUUUUCAACGAAACCGUAUUUAAAAUCGCAUAUGAGAGUGCAUACUGGUGAAAAACCAUUUGAAUGUAAAAUUUGCACUAAACGGUUUUCAACGAAACAAGUUUUAAAAUCACAUAUGAGAGUGCAUACUGGUGAAAAACCAUUUAAAUGCGAAAUUUGCGCCAAACAAUUUUUAUCAAAGACGAGUUUAAAAGCACAUAUUAUGAGAGUACAUACUGACGACAAACCAUUUAAAUGUGAAAUUUGCACCAAAGAGUUUUCAUUGAAAAUAGAUUUAAAAUCGCAUGUGAGAGUGCACACUAGUGAAAAACCAUAUAGAUGUAAAAUUUGUAUGAAACAGUUUUCAACAAGUAGUCAGUUAAAACGACAUAAUAUGACAGUGCACACUGAUGAAAAACCAUUUGAAUGUGGAAUAUGCAACAAAAAAUUUUCAAUAAAGGAAUGUAUAAAAAAACAUAUGACAGUGCAUAGUGACAAAAGACCAUUUCAAUGUGAAAUUUGCUCCAAACGGUUUAAAACGAAACAAGUUUUAAACUCGCAUAUGCUAGUACAUACUGGUGAAACACCAUUUGAAUAUGCAAUUUGCACCAAACUGAGAGUGUAUACUGGUAAAAAAACAAUUGAAUGUGAAAUUUGUACCAAACAGUUUUCAACGAAACAAGGUUUAAAAUCGCAUAUGAAAGUGCAUACUGGUGAAAAACCAUUUAAAUGCGAAAUUUGCACCAAACAAUUUUCAACAAAUCAGAGUUUAAAAGCACAUAUAACAGUGCAUACUGAUGGCAAAUCAUUUGAAUGUGAAAUUUGCGCUAAACAGUUUUCAACAGAGGAUUAUUUAAAACAACAUACGAUAGUGCAUGGUGAUAAAUUUUUUCAAUGUGAAAUUUGCACCAAACAGUUUUCAACGAAACAAGGUUUAAAAUCGCAUAUGAAAGUGCAUACUGGUGAAAAACCAUUUAAAUGCGAAAUUUGCACCAAACAAUUUUCAACAAAUCAUAGUUUAAAAGCACAUAUAACAGUGCAUACUGAUGGCAAAUCAUUUGAAUGUGAAAUUUGCGCUAAACAAUUUUCAACAAAGGAUUAUUUAAAAAAACAUACGAUAGUGCAUGGUGAUACACUUUUUCAAUGUGAAAUUUGCACCAAACAGUUUUCAACGAAACAAGGUUUAAAAUCGCAUAUGAAAGUGCAUACUGGUGAAAAACCAUUUAAAUGCGCAAUUUGCACCAAACAAUUUUCAACAAAUCAGAGAUUAAAAGCACAUAUAACAGUGCAUACUGAUGGCAAAUCAUUUGAAUGUGAAGUUUGCGCUAAAAAAUUUUCAACAAAGGAUUAUUUAAAAAAACAUGCGAUAGUGCAUGGUGAUAAACUUUUUCAAUGUGAAAUUUGCACCAAGAAAUUUUCAAACAAACGACUUUUAAAAUCGCAUAUCCAAUCGCAUAUUAGAGUGUCUACUGGUGAAAAACCAUUUGAAUGUAAAAUGUGCACCAACAAAUUUUCAAACAAGGGUAAUUUAAGAAUACAUAUGAAAUUGCAUUCUGACGAAAAACCAUUUGAGUGUGAAAUUUGCACCAAAAAAUUUUCUUUAAAGAAUUAUUUAAAAAGACAUUUUAUGUCAGUGCAUGCUGAUGAUAAACCAUUUAAAUGUAAAAUUUGCACCAAACAGUAUUCAACGAAACGACGUUUAAAAUGUCAUAUGGCAUGGCAUACUGGUGAAAAACCAUUUGAAUGUGAAAUUUGCACUAAUCAAUUUUCAACAGAGCAGAAUUUAAAAUUACAUAUGAGAGUGCAUACUGGCGAAAAACUAUUGGAAUGUAAAAUUUGCACCAAGCAAUUUGCAACAAAUAGGAAUUUAAAAGAACAUAUUAUAAGACUGCAUACUGACGACAAACCAUUUGAAUGUCAAAUUUGCACCAAACAGUUUUCAGUGAAAGUAGCUUUAAAAUCGCAUAUGAAGGUGCAUACUGGUGAAAAACCAUUUGAAUGUGAAAUCUGCACCAAACAGUUUUCAACGAAACCUUGUUUAAAAUCGCAUAUGAGAGUGCAUACUGGUGAAAAACCAUUUGAAUGUGAAAUUUGCACCAAAGAAUUAUCAACGAAACAAGCUUUAAAAUGGCAUAUGGCAGUGCAUACUGGUGAAAAACCAUUUGAGUGUGAAAUCUGCACCAAACAGUUUUCAACGAAAGCAUAUUUAAAAUCGCAUAUGAGAGUGCAUACUGGUGAAAAACCAUUUGAAUGUGAAGUCUGCACCAAACAAUUUUCAACGAAACAAGUUUUAAAAUCGCAUAUGACAGUGCAUAGGUGAAUACUAGUGAAAAACCAUUUGAAUGUGAAAGUAUCCCGCACAAACCUUAUGGAAAUUAGGUCCCAGUGGAUUUAGUUCAGACUUUGGGAAAAUACUCUUUAAAGCAUUGUGAUGAAAAGUUCUCAUAGGCACAACUCGAUCGUAUGGAGGAUUUUCAAGAAAAUCUGAUUUUCAAGAAAAUCCUCCAUACUCGAUCGUAUGGAGGCACAAACGCGAAAAAUUAUAAGAUUUACUGGGUAUUUCAAUUCCCUGAGUUACUGGUUUUCUGGCAACAUGUAGAAGUUUGGAUCAAAGAAAAGUGCAAUAGAACACUCCUGGACUACUAAGUCUAGGAUUUUUUCCUGGCUAUAGGGUUUUCGGCAUUACAUUGAUAUAAACAGAUUACAGAUUACUCAUUGGUUUUUGGGAUCGCUAAACACGAUAAUGCCAUCAAAAUUGACCUCCGGAGCACGUGGUGGCUAGGGCCACUACAAGGGACGUCAUUUUCUAAAGUUUUGAUGGUUUUCGGCAUUUAGUUGAUGCAAAUGAAUUACUGGAUGGGUUUUUUAGUUCGCUAAACACGAAUAUGCCACCAGAACCGACUCCCGGAGCACCUGGUUUCCAAGGUCAAUGAAAGGGGCUCCUGGAGUUUUGAGGGUCUUCGGUACCACAUCACUGCAAACGGAUUAGUUAUAGGUUUUUGGGGUUGCUGAACGAGUUGAUCACGAAUACGUGAUCAGCACAGACACAGGAGCACCUGGUGUCUAAGACAGGUUAUCUUCUGGAGUUUGGGAGGAAUCAAAUGAAUUACUCUUAGGUUUUUGGGGUUGCUGAACAUGCAUACACUAUCAGAUCCGCCCCACGAAUCACAUGCACGUCAUCUUCUGGAUUUUCAAGGGUUUUAGGAGGUCGCUGGACGCUAAUACGCCAUCAGAUCCGACCCACGGAGCACCUGGUGCCUAAGGUAAUUCAUUUUCUCGAGUAAGAGUUUUCGUCACUAAAUUGAUACGAAUGGAUUACUCAUGGCUUUUUGGAGUUGCUGAACACGAAUACGCCAUCAGAACAGACACCGGAACCCCUAUCGCCUAAGGCACGUCAUCUGACGUUUCAAGAGUUUUCGGUACUAAAUUGAUGCAAACGGAUUGGUACACAUCGAGUACUCAGAGGUUUUCUGAGUUGCUCAAAGAAAGCGUACAAAUUGGUGAGAAGUUGUUUUUGCUAUUUGUAGAUUUUUAUUAAAAUAACUGUAUUAUGCUAUUCAAUUGUUUUAAUUAUUUAUAAAUAUAAACUCAAUUUAUAUCUGACAAUAUUUUUCCUUCAUUUAUUUUAAGAUCGAUUUACUAUAUUCUAUUUUGAUAGUGUUAUGCAUCGUGGUCACUAGGUACUCCAGAGUCUUUUAUCUAACUCAUAUUCGUGUUCAGAAACCCCAAAAAUACAAGAGUAAUCCGCUUGCAUCAAUUUAAUAUCGAAUACCCAGAAGAUGAUGUGCCAUAGGCACCAGGUACCCCGGUGUCUGUUCUGAUGGCGUAUUUGUGUUCAGCAGCCCCAAAGACCCAUGAGUAAUACCCAUCUGCAUCAAUUUAAUGUCGAAAUUCAAGAAGAAGACCUGCCUUCAGGUUUCGAGGCACCAGGUGCUCCGUGGGUCGGAUCUGAUAGCGUAUUCACGUUCAGCAGCCCCAAAGACCUGUGAGUAAUCAGUUUACAUUAAUUUAGUACCGAAAGCUCUCGAAUCUCCAAAGCGGACAUGCCUUAGGCGCCAGGUACUCCGAUGUCUGUAUUCGUGUUCAGUGACUUCAAAAACCUAUGAGUAAUCCGUUUGCAUCAAUGUAGUACAGAAGAUCCUCGAAACUCCAGGGGCCCCUUUCAUCGACGUUGGAAACCAGGUGCUCCGGGAGUCUGCUCUGGUGGCAUAUUUGUGUUUAGCGACCUCAAAAAACCCUCCAGUACUUCAAUUGCAUCAAUGAAAUGCCUAAAUUACCGAGAAUCCACUGUACAUAUGAGAUUGCAUACUGGUUGAAAACCAUUUGAAAGUGAAAUUUGCACCAAACAUGUUUCAACAAAGGAUAAUUUGAGUGCAUAUAACAUAAAAAAGCGCUUUCUGGAGAACAACUUUUCUUAUGCAAAAUAUACUCCAGAACGUGUUCACAGAAUUCGGGUUUAAAAGCACAUUUGUACCUUAGAGCUAAACUGUAUUAACUCCAUUUUUUUUUAAAUUGUAUUAUUUCACUUUCUACGUAACAGACUUCAUACCAUAUUAAAUCCUAUUUAACGUGGUUCCAAAGAUACAGUUGAGUCCGCAAGUCUUUACCCGUGCGUCAUCAUUUAAAGCAUACGAAAUAAGUCGGAAAUCUAUUUCACGCAACAACAACUGACAGAAAGUUGCUACUGUUCCGAUUACGGGUUUUAUUAUAAAAUUUGAAGUUAUCAAAUAUAUAGAAUGUCAAAUGUAAGUUUUGCUUCAAAAUUUUUGUGCAGAAUUACAUUUGAAGUAGCUUAAUAAAUUAUUUUAUUAUUAUUGAUUAAUAAAUAAAUAAACAAUUUAUAAAAAAAUUCAAUAACAUAUUUUAUUUUUGUUAUUUUAUUCACUUUGACGGAAAUCUAAACACAGUCAUUUCUUUACCGUGUGAAUGACGUUAGCUUUGUAUGUUUUAAAUAUUAAUUGCCAAAAUAUAAUUAUUUACCUUAAAAUUUCAAAGCCCAAUAUAAAAUUAGUUGUGAAAACAACUGUUUGUGUAAUAUAAAGAAACUUCAAAACGCAAAAAUUCGACCAAAACCGCAAAAAAUUCAACUGACAGCCACAAAAUUAAACAAAGCAGAAACGUCAAACAAAUUGUGCUUAAAAUAUGAAAACAUACCGAAUCGUCUUUUUUUGUACCUAUCUCUUUUCAAUGCACUGACUCUAGAUGGUUCAUAAAAAUAACAAGUGUUUUUACUUAAUAACAAACGUCAGCACGUCAUAUCAUGAGUUUCAUGCGUGGAAGAGAAUGAUGCUAGAUAAAAAGUAUGUGUUUUAUCUCGCCAGGUAUUAAUGACGCACGGGUAAAGACUCGCGGACUCAACUGUAGGUAACGCUAAAGUGUAUUAAGUCCCUCCGUAGUGCCGAGCUAAACAGUCGUUUACACUUAAUACCCAGCAAAAUAAAAGUAUUAGUAGUAUUAGUGGAGUUAAUAUCACUUGCACAAGUAAGAAGUGCUCUAUGGAACGAUGUAAAACCCCGGUGUGCUACUGGUAGUCAGUAUUCUGUGGAAAAUAAAUGGAAGUAGAACUAAAUGACAUCAAGAAUUUUAAUACACUUUACAACAACUGUUCCAACUGUUCACCUUUUAUUAUAAGGAAAAAACUCGGCAGAAUACAGACUUUCGUAUGUCAGAUGUUGUCCACUUGGAAGUAUGUACCUAGCGAUAAUUUAGGAUUACACUCGAAAAUGAUGAGAUACGAAAAAACAGAUACCUUACAAAAAUGUAGGGUUUUUUUGGAUAAUUUUUUUUUAUUUUUCAUUACUGUAUCUCUUAUUAUUUUCAAGUUACAUGGAGAAAAAGGAAGACGUUUUCUUAUUUUUCAAAAACCAUUCAUUUUAAACCCGUUAAAUUUUUUGAAUAUAGAAAUAACUAUAAUAAAAGGCAUUGUAGAAGGAAAACGAUGCAUUUAAAUUUUGGUGGAUGAGGUGUUAAAUCUACUUUUCAUUUUUUUGAAAUACAUUAGUCAUCAAUUUUUUUGCAGCAAUAUCUCGCUUAGUUUGAAUGUAAUCGACAUUUAAUAUUGCUCGUUUUAAAGGUAUUUUCAAGCACUACAAAAUCGCCUAAAAUCGACCGUUUUGAGCAUGUACCAAAAAACAAACUCUUUUCACCUACAAUAUCUCUUUUUGUAUUAUAACUAGAAUAUUUAUUAAGGAAAUUUUUUUUUUGUAAGCCACAAAAAUGUUUUAUAUAGUUUUUUAGUUAGAUGCACAGUUUUUAAGGUAUUCGCAAAAAACCGUUUGAAAAGGUGCCACUUUUCAAUGAAGAUGGCCAAUUUUCAUCCAUGAAUACUAAAAAACUAUUUUUUCAAGUUUAAAAAAAAAAUGAUAAAACAGUUUUUGCUUAGAAUUAGGUUCUCUAGACACUUCAGUGGUUAUUUUGACCAAAAAAAUUUCUCGCUCCUAAGAUAAAAAGCGCCAUAGUAUAUAGGGUAGACUUUGAAUUAGGAGAAAAAUAGUGGCUAUUCCCAAAACUUCAUCAAAAUCCAUUCAGUAGGAUAGAAUUUGGAGGUAAUCACCCGUGUGAUGGAUGAAGUUAUCGUUAACGUAAAGUUAUCCUGUAGUUACGUUAUAAUUCUCGAAUUGGUGUGAUGUAUCAUAUUUAACUUAACUACUUGCGUUAUUUCUUGACAGUUCUUGAGUUACCUGGUAUAUCAACUGUCACUUUAUAACGCGACGUUAAACCUCAAGUUAUGAGAUAACUCUCAUAACUUAAGAUAAGAAAUCAAGUGAAUAUUCAUAGAAGAACGCUGCUUCAUGUUGUUUUAGGAUUUUGUGCGGCACGUUAUUAAUUUAAUAUCAAAUAUAAAGCAUUGAAAAAUUAAAAAUAUCAAAAAAAUUUACUUCAAAUAACAAUUAAAGGCCCGUAGAUAAUAAUACCAUUAAAAUAAUAAUUAACAAUAAAAAGUUAAAAAUCAUACAAAAAUCAACUCGAGAUAUAAUUGUUGAGUUUAAGUUGAAAUUUAUAAACAAUACGCAGUGUUGCCAGAUAAAUUUUUGUAAAUGCACUGGAAUGACUGAAAUAGUGACACAAAAUGUACUAAACCAACACAUUUUGUACAAAAACUUAAAAAAAAACGUCUUUUAAUGUUAUUUGAAGCAAAUUUCUUAUAUCACAAAAUUGGAGGUUUUUACUUUAAGAUACUUUAGUAUCAAAAGUUUGGUUGUUACUUGUAUCAAAUUGGUACAAUUGUACCAACUCUGACAACCCUGCUUUUAUGGGUAUCUUCCCAUCCUGUCAAACCUGUGGCAUGUUCCGAUCAAUCUCUCGCGCUCACUCCAACUUGUGCUAUUUAAGUUUAUUAAUUCAUAAUACAUAUACUUCAUCUAAUUUACUAACCGUUGCACGUCAUCCGCGUCAUAGCCUGUGACGUCGCAUGAUCCCAACACGAAAUAUUUAGGCGGUAGGUGUGUUCUUUUUUAGAAUCACGUUGCCGAAUACACUGGAAUUACAGCCACUAGACAUAUUUUAUUAUAUACGCGUAGAAAUAAUAUUUGAAGAUUUCUAUUAAUGUUAACCUAAAGAAAUACACAAUAAUAUGUUUCCAUUUAAUUUGUAUAAAUGGAUUAUACAGCGUUUUUAUGAAGCACAUUUACCCGAAUCACACUGUAACUGUAAUUGAACGAAGGUGACAUUUUAGAAUAAAUUGGUAACAUUUAUUUGACAGUUGCGGUGAUGUCACUUCAUAUUUGUUUAUGUUCUUUACUAUAAGUAUCUGUUUUAUUACAUUUACUGUUUUUAUUAUUUACUUUACUAUAAAAACCUCCUCUACUAUAAAAAUAUAAAUUUCACCUAAUUUUAUCACGACUUGGAAUAAUCGAGGUAUCUGACAACUUUUUUAGUUGUUAUUGUAGACAUAUACAAAGAAACCUACCGGCUGCAUGCCAAGAGUUCGGAGCCGUUUUUUAAUUAUUAACAAUGCAGUGCAAAAACGCUUGCACUGCAAAUCUUAAAAGAUUAUAAUUUAAUUCUUGUUCUCUAUUUCUUAAGUUUUUACUUAUUUACAUUGAAUAUUAAUUUGUUUUGUUGUAUAAUCCACGUUUACAAUAAUUAUGUGAUCUAUUUGAUUUAAAAUGGAUUCAGGAUUUUUUUAUACUUUGGCAACUAUGUCAACUUGGAUCUCUGGCGUACAUAAUGACGUGCAACGGUAAGUAAAUUAGACAGACUGUAUACAAUAUUUAUAUACAUAAUACAUCAUUAUAUAAUAAUAUCAUUAUGUUUAAUAAUUUAACAUAAUGAUAAUGUAAUACUUACUUAAAAAUUAAAGUAUGCAAUUAUUACUCUUAAAUAAAUAAUUAAGAGCGUACACGUAUAAUUUAACAUAAUGAUAAUGUAAUACUUAUACUUUUUUACAGUAUAAAUUUUUUCUAAUAUUAGCUGUCAACAUAACUUCAAAACGAUAAGCAAAAUCUUAAAUCUAAUCAUAAUAAAUUAUGUACCUACUUACUGAUAUUAAUUAAUGAUUACAAUCCUAUCCUAUUACUUCUUUGCGUUGUAAAUAUUACACGAUAGUUUGAAACAAUUAUUUGCUUGUCUCCUUUUCUUUUUAAAUUCCCAACCUAAGUUAUACCAGUAAUCCGCUAGGUGGCGAUACCAGCGGCCAGCGAAGCUCACAGAGUAUAGGCAAUAUUUUUCUCUUUAAAUUUCCAACCGAAGUGAUACUAGUAAUCCGCUAGGUGGAUUGUAUUCUAGAUUAGAGACGAUAGAUUGUAUUUUAGUUGAGUGAUUACUAAAUAAAUAGUUAUAUAAAAUGA
Diabrotica virgifera virgifera (western corn rootworm) is the source of this 9761-nucleotide messenger RNA. RefSeq names its product gastrula zinc finger protein XlCGF57.1-like. Gene Ontology annotation, cellular component: nucleus. The coding region runs from base 536 to 3292 and encodes 918 amino acids. Lineage: Eukaryota; Metazoa; Arthropoda; Insecta; Coleoptera; Chrysomelidae. The record is from RefSeq and is a predicted model, not a curated record. The transcript has 2 exons. Gene Ontology annotation, biological process: regulation of transcription by RNA polymerase II. Gene Ontology annotation, molecular function: RNA polymerase II cis-regulatory region sequence-specific DNA binding; DNA-binding transcription factor activity, RNA polymerase II-specific.